Messenger RNA from Cryptomeria japonica (Japanese cedar), 1753 nucleotides. Its product is annotated as cytochrome P450 734A1. The transcript has 5 exons. Bases 50 to 1597 code for a protein of 515 amino acids. The record is from RefSeq and is a predicted model, not a curated record. Gene Ontology annotation, molecular function: heme binding; monooxygenase activity; iron ion binding. NCBI's taxonomy places the organism in Eukaryota, Viridiplantae, Streptophyta, Pinopsida, Cupressales, Cupressaceae.
AAUUCAGUGCUGGGUUGUUAUUCAGCCUAGAAAAUUAUCAGUUAAGAAAAUGGACUGGUUUUUCUGGAUUCCAGCUGUACUUUCAGCUGCUUUAGCAAUAGUUCUGAUGGAAUUUGUUAAACUUAUAUGGUUGAAACCACUGCAAAGUAAAAAGUAUUUUGAAGCCCAGGGGAUUCAAGGUCCUCAAUAUAAGUUAUUCUAUGGAAAUGCUCCUGAUAUUGUUAGAUUGGCCAGGCAGGAAAGCUCUGAACCAUUGCCUCUGUCGGAACACAAUAUAGUUCCUCGAAUUCUUCCUGCCCAUAAUCAUUGGAUGGAAACAUAUGGUCAGGAAUUUGUUUUCUGGUUUGGGACUAAACCCAGGCUUUAUGUUACUCACCCUGAGCUUGCAAAGGAAAUAUUAUGUAACAAGUUUGGACAUUGUGACAAAAUUCAAUACAAGUUGCUUGCAAAACCAGGCCUUGGAAGGUUAGAUGGAGAGAAAUGGGCACAGCAUCGAAGAAUUCUCAAUCCCGCUUUUCACACUGAUCUCUUGAAGGGCAUGAUUCCCUCAAUUGCAGAAAGUGGCAUCAAAAUGUUGAGAGAAUGGAGCAAACUGGUGUCUUCAGGUGCCAAUGAAAUUGAUGUUUUUAAAGAAUUUUGUGUACUUACAUCAGACAUAAUUUCAUGCACAGCAUUUGGAAGCAGUUAUGCAGAGGGGAACCGCAUUUUUCAUUUGCUGGAUCAACAAGUCCUCCUCUCUUUUGAAGCGAUUCGCAGUGUUCAUAUUCCAGGCUUCAGGUUUCUUCCUACAAGAAAGAAUAGGCGACGAUGGUCAUUGGACAAUGAAAUUAGAAGAUGUAUUUUGCAGGUGAUUGAACGCAAAGAGAAGAAUGCAGGCAUUGAAAAUUCGGGGGACUAUGGCACUGAUCUACUUGGUCUGAUGAUGGCUUCUAACAAGAAAGAGGAAGGAGGAAAGGCUCAAACAAACAUGAGCAUGACUCUAGAUGAAAUAAUUGCUGAAUGUCAGAACUUCUAUAUAGCUGGUCAGGAAACUACAGCAAUCCUCUUGACAUGGACUAUGGUAUUGCUAGGAAUGCAUCCAGAAUGGCAAGAUAGAGCACGCAAGGAGGUCUUGGAAGCAUGCGGGGAAAAUGACUUCCCAAAUGCAGACACUGUAAAUGCCCUAAAAAUUGUGGGGAUGAUAUUUAAUGAAUCCUUGAGACUUUAUCCACCAGCAGUGACAAUAACACGGCAGACAUCUAAGGCAAUGAUGCUUGGAAGGUUCUCAAUUCCUGCAGGUACUCAGCUUGAGAUUCCAAUUCUUCAAAUCCACCAUGAUCAAGCUUUGUGGGGAGAAAGUGUGAAUGAAUUCAAUCCAGAGCGGUUUGGCCAGGGAAUUUCAAAGGCUGCCAAGCAUCCAAUGGCAUUCAUGCCGUUUGCUUUAGGCCCGAGGAUCUGCAUUGGUCAAAACUAUGCACUGCUAGAGGUGAAAAUAAUAUUAGCCAUGAUUCUGCAACGGUUUUCCUUUGUGAUUUCACCUAAUUACAUGCAUGCACCUGUGCAAUCACUCCUGCUUAAACCCCAACAUGGAGCUCAGGUCAUUCUUCAUAUGAAUUAAGUUAUACAACAAAGAAUCACGGGAAAGUAUUUUCUUUUCUUAGACGAACUGAUACAGAAUAUACAGUACCUGUACAUUAUUAUAAUGUUAAUGUAAAUUGAGUUUUGAGCAAUUAUGAUAUUAAUCAAAGCUUAAAGAUUGAUGUGCUUUUGUAUG